Messenger RNA from Aspergillus steynii IBT 23096, 473 nucleotides. RefSeq lists its product as uncharacterized. The transcript is spliced from 2 exons. Lineage: Eukaryota; Fungi; Ascomycota; Eurotiomycetes; Eurotiales; Aspergillaceae. The coding region runs from base 269 to 439 and encodes 56 amino acids. The record is from RefSeq and is a predicted model, not a curated record.
ACCGCGAAGCGCGUACCACAAGCGAACCGUGCUGCUCUUGAAAGUCGAAACCUUAGAGCUCCGGCCUGCAUACGAUCUAAUCUAAGCUCCCCCACACCUAUGCCGCCCAAAGCAACUUCAAUCAUAUAGGGGGAGAGAUCAGCAUGAUUUCAAGCUUUUAAAAUGAGACCUACGGAGUAUGCCCCAGUUCAUCAACUUGAUUAGAGGGGAUCGGCAGUUGAUGCGGUCGGUUUCACCCACUGGCUAUCAAACAAGCCUCACAUUGUGAAUGACGAAUUAUAUCCCAUUCACAACACCCAAGGCCGGCAUAGAGGAAGUGAGCCAACAAAAAAUACGAGUUUUCUUUUUCUUCCCCCCUCUUUUGCACGCCGGCAUCCCAUGCAUGGUAGUACUUGGAUUCUGGCAAAAGGAAAACUUUCAAAAAAAAAUACUCGGCUAGGAGCACCAGGUGGUUCCACGACUCAGACUUGCGG